This is a messenger RNA of Racocetra persica, 133 nucleotides long. The record is from the annotation of a GenBank genome assembly. Lineage: Eukaryota; Fungi; Glomeromycota; Glomeromycetes; Diversisporales; Gigasporaceae.
AGCGAAAUUAUAUACUAAAAAAUGUUAUGGAGGCAACCGAUAAAGAAAAAAGUUGGUGGUUUGAAGGAACUCAUCUGCCUAUUAACAGUGAAAGACCUCCUUUGGUUCUUGCAAGAGAUGUACCAUUCAAGAA